AUGAAGUUUAUUAGUAAAAUCACCAAGUCAUUUUAUCAAUCUUCCCGAACUAGAAACAUUGGAUUUCUUAACAACGGUUUAAAUUUUAACAGAAGUUUCGCCACAACUAAAGUAUCUCCUGCUGAGAUCUCAAAGUUGCUCCAAAGCCGUAUAUCAGGCUGGGACACCCAGAAGGACGUCAAAGACGUUGGCCAUGUAAUCAACGUCGGUGACGGUAUUGCACGCAUCUAUGGUUUGAAGGAGGUGAAAGCCGGCGAACUGGUGAUGUUCUCGUCCGGUGUGGCAGGAAUGGCACUUAACCUGGAAACAGACAACAUCGGUGUAGUUAUAUUCGGUGAUGAUAGGUCGAUUUUGGAAGGUGAUACGGUGAGCAGAACGAACAGGAUCUUGGACGUACCAGUGGGUCCGGAGUUGCUGGGAAGAGUGGUUGACGCCUUGGGGCGUCCAAUAGACGGAAAGGGGGACGUAAACACGAAGGAGACGAGUCGUGUGGAGGUGCCGGCACCAGGCAUCAUAGACAGAAGGAGCGUGCACGAGCCCAUGACCACAGGAAUGAAGUGCGUAGACUCACUCGUGCCGAUCGGACGUGGCCAGAGAGAGCUGAUCAUCGGCGACAGGCAAACGGGAAAGACUGCACUAGCAGUGGACACCAUUUUGAACCAGAAGCUAAUGAACGAAGGCUCCGAUGACUCUAAAAAGUUGUACUGUAUAUAUGUUGCAGUUGGACAGAAAAGAUCCACAGUGGCAAGGAUUCUGAAAACGCUGGAGGACAACGACGCGCUCAAGUAUACCGUGGUUGUGGCUGCGACGGCCUCAGACCCGGCACCGUUGCAGUUUCUGGCGCCGUUUACAGGGUGCAGCAUGGGAGAGUGGUUCAGAAACAAUAAGAAGCACUGCGUAAUUAUCUACGACGACCUGUCGAAGCAGGCGACAGCCUACAGGCAAAUGUCGCUGCUGUUGAGGAGGCCCCCAGGACGUGAAGCAUAUCCAGGUGACAUCUUCUAUCUGCACUCGCGUCUGCUCGAAAGAGCGGCGAAGAUGAGUGACGCUAACGGAUCGGGAUCACUGACGGCACUGCCCAUAAUUGAGACGCAGGCGGGAGACGUGUCGGCCUACAUCCCGACGAACGUCAUUUCAAUCACAGACGGGCAGAUAUUCCUGGAGUCUGAGUUGUUCUACAAGGGAAUCAGGCCAGCAAUCAACGUGGGCCUGUCAGUGUCGAGAGUGGGCUCGGCGGCGCAGUCGAAGGCGAUGAAGCAGGUCUCGGGCACCAUGAAGCUGGACCUGGCGCAGUUCAGAGAAAUACAGGCAUUCUCGCAGUUCGGCUCGGACCUCGACGCGAGCACGCAGCAGCUGCUGACGAGGGGCACGCUGCUGACUGAGCUGCUGAAGCAGAAGCAGUACUCGCCGCUCUCAGUGCCGCUGCAGAUCUGCGUCAUCUACGGCGGCGUCAACGGGCUGCUGGACAAGCUGGACCCGAAGCUCGUGAACAGGUACGAGGAGGAAUUGCUGGAGCACCUGAGCAGCCAGCACUCGGACCUCCUGACCACCCUGGAAAAGGAAGGAGUGCUGACUCCGGAAACGGAAUCGAGGCUGAAGAGCACACUCGAGAACUUUAUAAACAAUUUUAACAAGUAA
Theileria orientalis strain Shintoku is the source of this 1638-nucleotide messenger RNA. RefSeq names its product ATP synthase subunit alpha. NCBI's taxonomy places the organism in Eukaryota, Apicomplexa, Aconoidasida, Piroplasmida, Theileriidae. The record is from RefSeq and is a predicted model, not a curated record. The transcript is spliced from 5 exons. Gene Ontology annotation, biological process: proton motive force-driven ATP synthesis; proton transmembrane transport. Gene Ontology annotation, molecular function: proton-transporting ATP synthase activity, rotational mechanism; ATP binding; ADP binding. Bases 1 to 1638 code for a protein of 545 amino acids.